Molecule: messenger RNA, 870 nt
Organism: Dibothriocephalus latus
Lineage: Eukaryota; Metazoa; Platyhelminthes; Cestoda; Diphyllobothriidea; Diphyllobothriidae
Source: the annotation of a GenBank genome assembly
AUGCGCGUCCGCUGGACUCACGACUCUGACAAUACAUCUGGCUUCCUUGCGAUCGCCACGUCAUCGCUCAAUCUGGCUGCCACUACUGCACAUACCUGCGAGGUGACUCCAAAUCAACCGAUUUCUGAAUGCCAGUUCGUAGAUCUGCAGCCUGGCACGCCCUAUAAAAUCACCGUUAAGGCCUACUCCUCCGCAGACGCAUACAGCACUGGUUCCGACGGUGGGAUUCACUACACCCUCCCCAGUGCUCCAACCGACGUGGUCGUGAGUGACGUGCUCGCCAGAAGUUUUCAACUCAACUGGACUCCUGUCAAAGCAAUCGUAGACAAUGGAUACAGUUACGUGGCGACAGCGCAACCACUACGAGUAGCUGUCACCAAUGGCACCUCUACAGAUGGUCAACUAGCAGAGGUACUCGACUGCAAGACGACAGCCACGUCCUGUAGCUUGGUUGGUCUUGAACCGGAUACUGCUUACGCAGUCAGUGUGAAGGUCUGCACAGCACACAGCCCCUGUAGUGUGUCCUCGGUGUCAGUAACUCAGACAACUGCUCCACUGAGUCCGAGUUCUCCCCGUCUGGACACUGUCACUGACAAAACAGCCCGGGUUUCCUGGGAAGAAUUGAUCAAAGGAGACUCUUUAGGGCUCACCUACGUGGCUGCCGCAAUGCCCCUUAGUGGUGGUUCAGGAGUGGAAUGUGAGAGUCAAGGUCAAUUCGGCAUCCAAACAUCCUGCAUUCUUGACGGUCUGGCGCCGCAGACGAAUUACAGUGUUAGGCACACCUUCGGAACGGAGCAGCUUUCAAACCAGACCAUCAGGUAUGGGGAUAUGUUUUCGAGCUUAAACAAGGCGCAGAUUACGCUUUGGUGA